This is a messenger RNA of Gorilla gorilla gorilla (western lowland gorilla), 2843 nucleotides long. RefSeq names its product chromosome 10 C12orf42 homolog (gene C10H12orf42). The record is from RefSeq and is a predicted model, not a curated record. The transcript has 7 exons. The coding region runs from base 558 to 926 and encodes 122 amino acids. Lineage: Eukaryota; Metazoa; Chordata; Mammalia; Primates; Hominidae.
GUGCACAUCUUUUCCCAACUCUGCGCUCACUAACAUCAUGAGAGCUUGAAAUCCACCAUAGUGGGAGUAUUUACCAUUUAGCCCCCUUCAGCAGUGAAGGCUGUUCGUCCUCUCUCAUCCCUAUGUCUAGGAACAGAGGAAAGAAAGGGAACGGCACAGUUUUAUUUCCUUUUGCCUCUUCCAACCAUUGCUACUCUGAUCUUCAAUUAUCCCCCCUUUUUUUGACACUCCCAGUAAAUUGCCCAAACCUCCUUUGCCUGACAACUGAGCAGGUUUACUGCUGAUUUACCCAAAUGAGAGCUUUCGUAUCUCCCUCCCAUGCCUUUCAUCCACUCCAAGGCCCAUCGGCCCACAGGGAUGAUCCAGGAAGCAUUGCCGUCUCACAAUCUUGUGACUUUAUCAACUUCAAGGACAUGUCACCUCUGCUCCACUUCAGACAUGCACAACCACAGCCACAUCUUGGAUCACAAAGCCAACUUUGGAAUAGCUGCAUCUUUGAAAUGUGAUUAUGAUGACACCUUUUCUGCAGGAUUGAGGGAGUUGAACUUGUCAAAUUAAUGUCUACAGUGAUAUGUAUGAAACAAAGGGAAGAAGAAUUCUUGCUAACCAUCAGACCUUUUGCAAACAGGAUGCAGAAAUCCCCUUGCUAUAUUCCCAUUGUGAGCAGUGCCACCCUGUGGGAUAGAAGCACACCCAGUGCAAAGCACACCCCUUGUUAUGAAAGAACUUCAGUACCCUGCUCCAGAUUCAUUAAUCACAUGAAGAAUUUCUCUGAAUCUCCUAAAUUUCGUAGUCUACACUUUCUGAAUUUUCCAGGAAGUCACCAUGGACAGGCCACACAGAAAUUACAGGGAGCUAUGGUUCUUCACCUUGAAGAGCGACUUCUUGGCAGAUACUGCAUCUUCAGCCAGGAGAAGUUGGCUUAGUACAAAAGGGCUUUUGAAGCGGAAACUACAAGAAGAUGCAUCUAUCUUAACAAAAAAUAAUAAACCAAGAAAAUAAAAGAUAUGGGAUCCUAGAAAUAAAAGGUGCAACACAAGAGAGAGAUAAAGAAAAACAUUGACAACCUCUCUAUGAAGAAAGACCCAAAAUGAUAACUUUGCAACAGCUCUAGGGAAUAAUUUGUUCAGAUAAGAGUAACUCAGGAGACUCCAAGAGCGAUUUUCAAGAAGAUUAAAUCUAUAGAAUACCUAAUAUGUUUGCACGUGUAUAGAAGAGAUUUAUACUACUUGGAGAGAAUUUAGCAGUUCAUCUAUGAAUAUCAUUUGCAUAGAUAUAAUGUUUGCUAAAUAUUUCUAUAGCCUAAGGAAGAUGGUGAAUGAGAAGUGUGCUUGUGUGUGGCAAGGAAGAAGGGGAUUUACCAAGUGGGAAGUCCAUGGUCAAAUGCUUAAGACUUAGUAAGGCAUUUACCAAGUGGGAAGUCAAUGGGCAAAUGCUUAAGACCUAGUAAUCAGAAUGCAAAUACAUAAGUACAUGUAGAGGCAGAACAUAGCAUUGUAGUUAUGUGUGCAGAUGCUGGAGUGAGACUCUCUGGGUUCAAAUCCCAGCCCCACUAAUUACUAGUCAUGUGACUUUGGGCAAAUUGUUGACCUAUUUGAAACUCAGUUUUCUCAUAUGAAAACUGUGAUUAUAAUUACUCAUCUCAUAAGAUUUUUAUAUGAACUAACUUUCUAAAAUACUUAGAAUAGUACUUGGCACAAAGCCAGCAGUAUAAAAGUGUUGACCAUUAAAAUAAUGUCAUUAGAGACAUGGAGAUAAAUAUUAAAAGAAUAAGCUAAAACAGAAAUUGGUUGUGACAGGAGGAGAAUGAUGCACUGGGAAUAUUAUUGCUUUUCAUAACUUGGAGAAAUUUGAUUUUUUAAAGUUUGUGUUCACAUAUAAUUAAAAAAAUAGAAAACUAAAUUUUAAGUGACAAGAAUUAUAUUCUUCCAUUUAGUCAGGUGCUGGAUAAAGUAGCUUUUGUUUAGGUGUCUGCAAAUAUUAUGACAAUUAGGACAAGAAGAGUGCAUGCUAUUUUCAACCAGUUUGUAUUAAUGAUGAUCCUUAGAUGUAAGCAACAGAAGUUGAUGAAGCUGAUUUAAAUACAACGGUUUAGUUGAAAAGAUGUUGGGGAGAUCACAGAAUGAAUUGCAGUGUUGGAGAACCAGGUAUGAAAACAUACAGGCAUGAAGGGAGGCUGCAUAGCCAUAACUAUGUCCUGAAUCACACCAAAUACCAUCAGGUGAGGAUUUCACAUCUAUCACCAUUGGACUCGCCAUACCGUAAUUUAUACAUUUACUGACCUGGCUGCCACAACUCUUCCUGGAAAUCAGAUGCUGCUGCCACCACAGCCUUAUCAGAAAGAAGCCUCCUCUCGUGUUGUUUUAUGUCACCAGUCCCACUUCAAGUCAUAGCCAAGUGCAUAAAUUGGUCAGGGAGGCUGGGAAGACAAACUACUUGGUGUAUAUAUAAUGUCUGUGGUAGGAGGCCAACUCUACCGCCGUCCCAGAGCCAUAAGAUAGGUAAUUUUCCAAUUACAGACUAGAUGGAAUAGACUAUAUUCUUAUAUUCAUUGCUUCUUCAUAGAAGUACAUUUAUUUACCAUCAUUGAUUCAAGUUAGCAAUAUGACUAACUUUGGCCAAUUAAAUAUAAGUAACAGUCAUUCUUCACUUCAGGACAGAAAUACUAAGAACCAGGAUAUGGUUCUCCCAAUCUACUAUUCCCUGCCAGGCAAAUCUGAAGGCAUGUUGAAAGGAUGCUUCUGUCAGCCUGAGUCCCUAAAUGACUAUGAUAAGCAAAGGCUCCCUGCCAACUUGUGAUGGACAUGUAUUAUGAGCAAGAAAUAAAUGUGAUUGUUUAAAGC